Molecule: messenger RNA, 3504 nt
Organism: Anastrepha obliqua
Lineage: Eukaryota; Metazoa; Arthropoda; Insecta; Diptera; Tephritidae
Exons: 5
Coding region: 1-3504 (1167 amino acids)
Source: RefSeq, a predicted model, not a curated record
AUGUCGCUGGAAGAAGUCAAGCAGCAGCGCUUACUAACCCGGAAAAACAUGUCCCGCAUAAGGACAAUAGUGGAGACAAGCGAAAGUAAAACUGGAAAAAUACUUUCGCCCAUCGAACUCAAGUGUCGACUCGGAAUUUUAGAUUCCUAUUUUAAGCAGGGGUUGGGCUAUCAAACGCAAAUCGAGAAGCUCGAUCCAGAAGACAAUGGUCGGGGUGACCUGGAAGACCUCUACGUCACCAUCCGUUCAAACAUCCAGAUGCAGCUCGGUGAAGAUGAACACAACUCAACGUUUCGUGAAUCAACAGCAGCAAUUCCUGUUUCGCAUUCAAAAAUACCAGCAUUAAAAUUACCCGUAUUCUGUGGAAGGUACUCAGAAUAUAAAAAUUUCAUCGCAUCAUUCAUGCACGUCAUCGGAAAUGAGUCAUCGCUGUCUAAUAUUGAGAAGUUCAACCAUCUCCUCAAUUGUUUACAAGGGCAGGCCUUGGAGACUGUGAAGGCGUUCCAAAUCACCAGCGAGAACUACUCAAAGGCAUUAGACAGAUUAAAGUCCCGUUACGACAAUAGCACGCUCAUCUUCAUGGAAACCAUCAAGUCGUUAUUCGAGCUGCCUUCUGCUGCAAAAGGUGGUGCUUCUCAGUUACAAAGUUUGGUCGACAACGUGUCUGCACUUUAUAGUUCGCUGUUGUCAAUCGGCUCUGAUAAAAACAUUUCGCAUUUACUGCUCAUUCACCUUGUAAUGGACAAGGUUGAUGAAGAAACGCAAAGAAAGUGGAAGGAGUCGUUAGACUUCACAUCGCUACCAUCUUGGGAACAGUGCGCAAAGAUUCUCGAACGACGCUGUCAGUUUUUAGAGUCAGCAUCGGGCUCCCUCUCGUUUGGUGAUUCUGGAAAAUCCAGCUACAAACAGGAAAACAGGAACAAGCCGCCACGUAGGGGCUAUUCGUUUUCAUGUACAAGUCGCUCUUGCGCAUUAUGUUCUAAUUCAGACCACUUGAUUGGCAGUUGCUCUCGCUUCAAGCAAAUGGAGAUUGCUGACCGCUUCAAGGAGGUUAAAAGAUGUAAACAUUGUGCUCGUUCUCAUCACAGCCUACUUCAUCGUGCUCCUACUUCAAACAAAAUGCAGUCAGUAUCGCUUCCUACAUCAUCACUUGAGCAACCAACGCAACCUGUAAGUACUGCAGCUGCGCACACACAUCAAGAAAAAUCGCCACAAGAACAAGUCAUACUAGCAACUGCAGUGGUACUCAUCCGAGAUGCGUCUGGCUGUUUUCAAUUGGGUAGAGCGCUACUCGACUCCUGCCCCCAAAUCGCUUAUCAGCCAGAGGCUGAAUUUAAUAUCACAUCUUGGAACUUGCCUGCUAACAUUGAACUCGCCGACGAAAAUUUCUUCAAGCCAACACGUAUAGACCUACUCAUCGGCACAGAAAUCUUUUUCGACAUCCUGUCUAUUGGGCAAAUAAAGUUAGCACCUGGGUUACCGUCACUACAGAAGACUUUAUUAGGUUGGGUCGUCUCUGGCCGAUAUCAACGACCUAUAGAGAAUUCAUCAUCAAUUUGCCUACUGUCAGUUGAGGAAUCAGUGGAUGCCAAUUUGCAACGCCUCUGGAAGCUGGAUGAACCAUCAAAGGCAGACAUGUGGACCACUGAGCAAAGGAAUUGUGAACAAAGUUACAUGCAAACCGUGCAGAGAAACGUCGAGGGGAGAGUUGUUGUCAAGCUACCGUUUAAAGAGGCCCCUCAUUGUCUUGGCCAGUCGUACGCAACUGCACUUCGAAGAUUUAUUGCUCAGGAGCGGCGUAUAAUGCGCUGUCCUGACCUUCACCAACGAUACAUCGCAUUUAUGGAAGAGUAUUCCCGCCUUGGGCAUAUGAGCAUCGUUGAAAAUGUGGAUUUCGAUAAUCCACAUUACUAUGUGCCUCAUCAUUACGUCCUGAAGCCAACUAGCACAACAACUAAACUCAGGGUAGUAUUCGACGCCUCCUGCAAGAGUACAACCCAAAGAUCGCUCAACGAUAUUCUUGCUGUGGGGCCUACUCUGCAGAACGAUCUAUACAUCUUGCUACUACGGUUUCGAUUAUAUCGUUACACACUUACUGCUGACAUCGUAAAGAUUACGCCCCACGAUGAAAUACGCACUUACCAGUUAAACACGGUAACAUAUGGUACGGCGUCCGCUCCUUAUCUCGCUGUACAGAGCCUAAACUACAUUGCUGAUGCAUACGAAUCGGAGUAUGCGCUCGGUUCCAGCACAAUUAAAACGUCAUUCUACGUUGAUGAUCUUUUAUGCGGUGCCGAUACCCUGGCAGAGCUAUCGCGAAUCAAAUACGAAGUCACUGAGAUACUGAGGCGUGGUUGUUUCCCCUUGGCGAAGUGGCAUUCAAACCACCAUAAAUUUCGAGAAGAUGACACCAUGAAAGAUUUAAAUAUCGACGAAAGUUUUACAACGAGCACUUUAGGUAUAAAAUGGGAUCAAAUACGAGAUAUUUUCUUAUUUUCUUUUCAGUUGAAACAACCUGUAAAUGGACGUGGAACUAAGAGAUCAAUCUUAUCUAUUGCAUCAGCGCUUUUCGAUCCUUUGGGACUUCUCGCUCCGGUUAUUAUUACUGCAAAGAUGAUAUUACAAGAAAUAUGGCUUUUGAAGCUGAAUUGGGACGAGUCGGUGCCGCAGAACCUACAAACGGCUUGGGAACGAUUUCUCAAGGACAUAGCUCAUCUGAGUACGCUCUCAGUUCCAAGGUAUUCUGGAUCAACAAAUCACAACUCUUUACAAAUUCAUGGGUUUUGUGACUCGUCCAUUCGAGCCUAUGGCUGUGCUAUUUAUCUUCGCUUGAAAUCAACAGAAGGCAAACCUACUGUCACCCUUUUGACUGCCAAGUCGCGUGUAGCUCCAAUUAAGAAGCAAUCGCUACCUAAACUCGAGUUGUGUGGCGCCUUGCUGUUGGCACGUCUACUAGCAAAAAUAAAACCUCUAUUCAACGCCAACACCACUGUGUUUCUGUGGACUGAUUCACAAAUUGUGCUACAUUGGCUUGAACUGCACUCAGCUACCCUAUCAACAUUCGUCGGUAAUCGAGUGUCAGAGAUUCAAGAUCUCACAGCAGAUGCAAGUUGGCGGCAUGUCCCAACAAAGUGCAACCCGGCUGAUAUCGUGUCACGAGGCUGUACUGCACUUGAACUAAGCAAUUCAAUUUGGUUUUCAGGACCAUCAUUCUUACAACUUGAACCCGAAAACUGGCCCAGCAAUCAAUGUGGCCAACUCGAUACGGAAGAAGUUUCUCGAGAAAAACGUAAGUCAGCUUUUAAAGCAGUCAUCGAAGAAAACUACAUUUUGAAGCUUAGUACAGAAGACCUGGUGGCGAUUUGGGUAAAAGUGCCAACGAGCAAAGGUGAGCAUGAGGGAGUACUUGCCUCCGCUUACCUUCCAGGAGAUAAGGUUACUGCUCCAACAUGGGAGGUUAUAUUACAAAUGCGCACCACACAGCGUGGGGGAGCACAAACAUAA